UCCAGUUGGCGGUCAGACAGAAAGGCAUCCGUAUUACGGGACUACGAAAUGAAACUUGGAGAUACGAUCCCUGCUUUUUCCGCUACCACAAAUCUAGGCAAGAUCGACAAUUUCCAUGAUUGGAUUGGUGAAAGCUGGGCCAUAUUGUUUUCGCACCCCGCCGACUUCACUCCGGUCUGCACAACUGAACUGGCUCGUGCUGCUCAGCUGGCACACGAAUUUCAAGUUCGAAACGUGAAGAUGAUUGCUCUGAGCUGCGAUUCGGCUGAAUCUCAUCGUCAGUGGAUCGAAGAUAUUGUUGCCUACGCUAAAGAUCCCAACGUUACCAACAAGGGAGACGGUUUUCCUUUCCCCAUCAUUGCUGAUGAAGAUCGCAAGUUGGCAGUCGAGCUGGGAAUGCUUGACCCUGCCGAGAAGGAUAGCAAGGGAAUGCCAGUGACCGCACGUGCUGUAUUCAUAAUAGAUCCACUCAAAAAGCUUCGCGCUCUGAUUCUUUACCCUGCCACGUCCGGAAGGAACUUUGACGAAAUCCUUCGCGUUAUCGACUCGAUGCAAUUGUCUGACCGUAUGCCCAUUGCAACUCCCGAGGGGUGGAAGAAUACUAAGGAUGCUUGUAUGGUUCAGCCAAGUGUACCUACUCCUAAAGCUGAAGAACUGUUUGGGAAGGUCAAUAUUGUCGAAAUGCCUAGCGGAAAGCCUUACAUUCGUCAGGUUAACCUUGACAAAUAAGUAGUGCAUUUGACUGCAUCAUCUUUUACCUCAUUCUUGCAUAUUACACCUCUUCACCAGUGUGAUGGUAUGAGUCACCCUUACACUGUUGGUUGUGAAAGAUUAAUGAAAUUCUCACGUUCCAUACAUUGUUGAUUCGGUGAGUGUUACUUUGAGCAACAAAAAAACCUUGGGU
Molecule: messenger RNA, 904 nt
Organism: Cylicocyclus nassatus
Lineage: Eukaryota; Metazoa; Nematoda; Chromadorea; Rhabditida; Strongylidae
Source: the annotation of a GenBank genome assembly